This is a messenger RNA of Dunckerocampus dactyliophorus (ringed pipefish), 6923 nucleotides long. RefSeq names its product TBC1 domain family member 8B (gene tbc1d8b). NCBI's taxonomy places the organism in Eukaryota, Metazoa, Chordata, Actinopteri, Syngnathiformes, Syngnathidae. The transcript is spliced from 21 exons. Gene Ontology annotation, molecular function: calcium ion binding. Bases 121 to 3498 code for a protein of 1125 amino acids. The record is from RefSeq and is a predicted model, not a curated record.
GUGUGAAGCGAAGCACCCGGACGCAAACAAAUUAUUCACGGGUUUGGUGUGUGCUGCGCUGGGGGUAACCGUGGCAUGACAGGAGGAUUUGGUAGAGAAGCCGUGGACAGCAUUUAAAACAUGUGGCUCAAACCCGAAGAGAUACUGCUGAAAAACGCCUUUAAACUGUGGGUGACCGAGAAGGAUCAUGAGUAUUUUGUGCUUCAGAGGAGGCGAGGGUACGGUGAGGGUGGAGGCGGCUUGACAGGUCUCCUUGUGGGAACUCUGGACACGGUGCUGGACUCCACAUCCAAAGUGGCUCCUUUCCGCAUACUGCACCACACACCCGACUCACAAGUGUAUUGGUCCAUAGCAUGUGGUGUCACCAAGGAGGAGAUUGUUCAGCACUGGGAUUGGCUGCAGCAGAACAUCAUGCGGACGCUCUCUGUCUUUGACUCAAGCGAGGACAUCACCAGCUUCGUACAGGGGAAGAUCAGAGGUCUGAUUGCUGAAGAAGGGAAGACUUCCCACGUGCUGGAGGAUGAUCCCGAGAAGUUCAGAGAAGCGUACUUGAGGUUUGAGAAUUGGUUUGCGCUGCCAGCGGAGGAAAAGCUGGUUACAUAUUACUCGUGCAGCUACUGGAAAGGCAAAGUGCCCUGCCAGGGUUGGUUGUACCUCAGCACCAACUUCCUCUGCUUCUAUUCCUAUCUGCUGGGAGCUGAGGUGAAACUGGUCAUCUCCUGGGACGAAAUCUGGAGGUUGGAGAAAACAUCCAAUGUCAUCCUGACGGAGAGCAUCCAUGUGGUGGCUCAUGGGGAGGAUCAUUACUUCUCCAUGCUGCUGCACCUUAAUGAAACAUUUGUCAUCAUGGAGCAGCUAGCUGACUAUUCCAUCAAGCGCCUGUUUGACAAAGAGGCCUUUGAGAAAGAGAUAGCACUCUCUGACCCCCUGCAAAUUACCAAGAGAGGCCUAGAGGCUCACGCAAAGAGUGAGCAGUUCCGGAUAUUUUUCAGGCUUCCCAAAGAGGAAAAUCUGUUAGAAGUACACGAGAGUUUCCUGUGGGUGCCUUUCAGCCAUUUUAAUACACUUGGCAAGAUCUGUCUCUCUGAGAACUACUUGUGUUUUGCCAGCCAGGAUGGUAGCCAAUGUCACAUCAUCAUUCCAAUGCGGGAGGUCGUAAAUGUGGAGAAGCCUGAUUCUAGCAGCCGCGCUUUAACGGUGUGUGUGCGCGGGAAAAGAGCUCUGCGUUUUACUGAGGUGCGGGACUACCAGCGUCUGGCGACCACGCUCCGCAGCAGGUGUGGGAUUAUUGCCAGCCCUCAGCACUCCGCUUCAGCUGAGGUCAUACGGGGCGAGUGUCAGUCGCUCAUCAACCAUUUUGAGGACAACCCAGAGGAUGUGACGCUCAUGGUGGGCCAGAAAGACAGCAGCAAAGCAGUGAGCACUGAGGCUCUCAUGACUGUUUUCCACCCUCAAGAUGUUGAAAACCUGGACCCCAAAAUGCUUAAAGAAAAGAUGAAGGAGCAGUCUUGGAACAUCCAUUUUUCGGAAUACGGACGCGGUACAAGUAUGUUUUUCACCAGGAAGACGCGUGACUUGAUCGUCCGUGGUGUCCCAGAGGCCCUGAGAGGAGAGCUGUGGAUGCUUUUUUCAGGAGCUGUAAACGACAUGGCCACUCACCCCGGCUAUUACACAGAGCUGGUGGAACAGUCUCUGGGCACAAGCACGCUGGCGACAGAUGAGAUCGAAAGAGACCUGCAUCGCUCUCUGCCUGAGCAUCCUGCCUUUCAGAGUGAUACUGGAAUAUCCGCUCUCCGCAGAGUCCUCACCGCAUAUGCCUACAGAAACCCUAAAAUUGGUUACUGCCAGGCCAUGAACAUUCUCACAUCUGUGUUGCUGCUCUACGCCAAAGAGGAGGAGGCCUUCUGGCUUUUAGUGGCUGUCUGUGAAAGGAUGUUGCCAGAUUAUUUCAACCGGCGAAUUAUAGGUGCUUUGGUCGACCAGGCUGUUUUUGAGGAUCUGAUUCGAGAGAACCUUCCCCAGCUGGUGGAGAACAUGACAGACCUGAGUUUCUUCUCGUCAGUGUCCUUGUCUUGGUUUCUCACGCUGUUCAUCAGCGUACUGCCCAUAGAAAGCGCCGUGAACGUGGUGGACUGCUUUUUCUACGACGGCAUCAAAGCCAUCCUGCAGCUCGGCCUGGCCGUGCUCAACUACAACAUGGAGGCUCUGAUCAGCUGCCACGAUGAUGCGGAAGCAGUCACCAUCCUCAACAAAUUUUUUGAUAGUGUCACAAACAAAGACAGCCCGCUGCCACCAACGGUGCAGCAAGCUCCCGUGGCCAACAACGAUAAAUCCCACUUCAAAGUAGACAUCAGUGAACUGAUCCGAGAAGCCUACGAGAAAUAUGGCAGCAUUCGCUCUGAGGAAGUCGAAAGUUCACGGAGAAAAAACAAGCUGUUUGUGAUCCAGACACUGGAGGACACGACUAAGCAAAAUGUUAUUCGUGUCGUAUCCCAAGAAGUCAAAUUUACUGCAGCCCAGCUUGAUCAACUGUACAAUUUGUUCAAAAGGCAGCAUUUUCUCAGCUGCUACUGGACCAUGAAAAGCCCUGCACUGCUCCAUCACGACCCGAGCCUGGCGUACUUGGAGCAGUACCAGCUGGCCUUUCAGCAGUUUACGGUGCUCUUCUCCCUGCUGGAGCCUUGGGCUUUUUGCACCAACAAAAGCACCCUUUCGCUUUGGGUUUUCCGCCUUAUCGACGAGAACCAGGAUGGUUUAGUCAACUUCAAGGAGUUCUGUUGUGCGCUUGAUACUUUGUACUGUGGGUCUUUCACAAAUAAGCUUAAGUUCCUCUUCAAGCUGCAUCUGCCACCAGCUUUCACAGGUCCUUUGCACGUACAGGAACCAAGACUCCCCAACUUUUUUCCAGCCGCUGAAGACUCUCCUCACUUGACUAGACUUCCUGAAUUUGAUCUUCCAGAAGAUGGUGUGAUUAAGAAAAGUCCCGAGAGAGGUAGAGGAAAAGUCGAUCUGCAGGCCUACCUGAAACAAUGGCAGAAUGAAAUACUGAGGAAAGAGGAAGCCAUCAAGGACCUCCCUAGAAUUAAUCAGGCUCAGUUCAUUCAGUUCUCGAAGGCCUUGUACAACAUCUUCCAUGGCGAUCCAGAGGAGGAGUCCUUGUACCGUGCCGUGGCACACGUCACCAGCCUCCUUCUGAGGAUGGAGGAGGUGGGCCGGAGGCUACAGGAGCCCAGCAGCCCGGCCUCGUCCACAAAGUCCACUCACGCGGCUGCAGACGACGAAUCCCCUCCCACCACCGAAAGCUCAGCCACCUCUAGCCCCCAGGAGGCAGGUCCCGAGCUCGCCGACAUGGAAUGGUCCUUUUCAUUCGAGCAGGUCCUGGCGUCGCUGCUUAACGAGCCGGCGAUAGUCUGCUUCUUUGACAGACAUGUUGACAUUCAGAGUAAAUUGACGCAAGCCCAGGUGGCCCAGCUGAAGCUAACAGGAAAUAACAAGUGAAUGGACGCAUGAUUGAAUUAUUGGAAGAAAUUCUAGAGGAGAUUUUUAAAUGGCUGACCGAGACGUCAGAUGAGAAUCAGCGGAUGAAGGGCAAAAAGGGCUGACAUGCAGAUCUUAUUUUUAAGGUGCAUGCGUACAGGAAACGCCUUUUCAAUCUUGUAUUCUUCACUAGCUUGUGCCACUACGUCCUCAUCUGUCAAUCAACAGUAUUCUCCACUCCCAUUGGUGGUCACUCACUAUGUUGAGUUUUAGCUCCAUGAUGCUGCAUUUCUGCAUUGCACGCACACCAAUGUGCCGUGGAUCUCUUACUAUAUAUUGUAUAGGAAAAGUACUGUUUGCUAGUGAUGUGCGAUACCGAUACUUUGUGCAAAUACAUUUAAAAAAAGUAGUGUAUUUCAAAUCAUAGCAUAAAGAAUACAAGACAUCAGAGUAAUUUCUUUCUUUAUUUUUACCCUGAAGCAUAUUGAGGUAGCGGGGUGAUUCACAAUAAAGCCAAACUAAUAACCAAGGACAGAAUCCUAUAAAAUACUGUAUGUGAAAAUGGUAUUUUAAACAAUGAAAAAAAGUAUGUAAAAUAAUACAACCAUGGAAAUAAAUGAUUGUAAUUAUAAUUUAUAAUUAUAUAGGACAUAAGAAUUGUUGUAUAAUAAUGUAUAACUAUAAUUAUUUUAUAAGUGUAUAAGAAAGUCAAUUAUUAUAUGUACUAUAAGAGUGAAAACAUUAUUCGCAAUUCACACAUGGUUCCGUUUACGAUCGGCUAGUUUCAGCCGACUGAGACUGACAGGCGGAGGAGCGGUGUUCUGCUGCGCUUGCGUAUUACGCACAUACGCGGGCGGAAGAAAAAGCAGUUCCCACCAUCCGCGUAUCAUUUUGCCAAGAUCUCAAUCAUGUGCUUACUUUCCACUAGUUCCUAUAUGAUGAAUGAUCAUCAUUAUAUAUGAUAAGGAUUAUUAUCAUUAAGUAUCAAAAGUACUGAUUCUUUUGAGGAUUGAUUUUAGAGCCUGAAGCGCUGGUAUCGGAGGUAUCGAUAUUUCAGUAUCGAUCCGCACAUCACUACUGUUUGCUGUACAACAGUGGUGCGCCGUGCAUUAUGUACCUGGGCCUUCAGUGGGGACAUAACCGACGUAACCCCUCCACCUCUUAAUACCACCACUAUCACGUCACAUUUAUGGAAAGCAUCAAUAAUAUCCAAAAACAUAAUAUAACAAGGCGUGGCAUUACACAGAGAGGCAUUUCGUGUAUUGGGGAUGAAUACCAUUAUUACUAAAGCAUGAAACCCAGUUAUCCCUUUACCUUCCAAAUAACACAUUGUCGCCGAUACGCCUGACUUACAUUUCUGCGAGUAACAUGGAGCAUUACGUUACUUAUUUUUACGUUACUAAUUUGGCACUCGGGCAAAUUUACCAAGCAGACAACUGCAAAUCUCUACACUAGAACAUUAUCUGGAAUAGUGCAGAAUCAAUAGUUAUCUAAUAACGUGACAAGAACAAAAUGCAAACAAAGUACAUUGCACUCACCAGAGAUACUUGUUGUGAGCCAAAAUCUGUCCUCCUUUCCAGGUUGAGACUAUAUUUGUCCAACAGUUUUGCUCUGAUCAACCAAUCAGAAGAUGGAAAAUUGCUGACGUUUUUUGUGGGCCCGCCAGCUGGCCCUGUGAGGCGAAUCUCAAAUCUGUUUGGCUAAGGGAACAGCUCCAUUGCUAAUUGUGUUUAAGUGAUAUAGGCCUGCACUACUGCUUCUGAAGGCCCUAGGCAGAUUACCGUCACAUGGCAACGCAUAGAAGUUGAAAUCUGAUUGGACAAAAACAAAAAUCUAACAAACACAUUCACGUGCUGGAAGCAGUGCAGCCAAGAAACACACUAGGAAAUGAAGGUGAUCGACUUUUAAUUCAGAGUAAAAUCGUGGAACAAAUACUAGAAUUGAAGUUGUAAAUGUAGGUCAGUGCGUCCGAUAGUCUUGCUGGCCCACCACUGCUAUACAGUAUGGAAAAGCCUGAUAGAUGAGGUUGUCCUACCCUCUAGCUUCAUAUCAGCUUACUUUGACAAAUGAGCAUCCAUUGUACUGUAAAUGACCAAUGUGUACUGUAUGUACUGCAGUGUAUGCUGAUGUAUGUUGUGCUGUAAAUCUGCAUCUUUUCAUUUGUUCUUGUUAUGCAGUGAGUCAGGCAAAGCCCUCAGAAGGAUGUUUCUUAAUUUGCAACACCAUGUCACACACAACACACAUCUACCAGUAUCACUGGUACAAGUGCAUCAGUAUCACCAGUCCAGUGGCCCAUGUUGACUCCGCGAGUUAUUGAUUAUUAUGUGCUAAGAUGGCAGGCUGCAUGUCUGUAAUAGCCAUUGAAGGAUAUUUUUACUUUAAUCAAAUCUCAGGGUGUAAUUUGUGUACAUUUAUUGGUUCUAUCCUGAGAGAUGGAGUUGGAAGUAUAUGACUGAGUUGAACGUGGGUUCUAGAACGUUCAAUGUGGCGCAUGUGUAGCAGUUUCCACAUUGUCACGCUAGCCUUCAACGGCAUGCAAAGGAUGCGUUGCUUUCUGCUUACACUCGCUUUAUUUGCUGCUGCAGUGAGUUAUUGCACACUUAUUCUAGAUUACGCUACAUCUCGGACGUUCAAAAGGUUCCAGAUGCUUUUACUUGGGGCCAUGUAGAGACAUUUAAAAGCGUUAUUUCUUUUUGUGUGGGAAAAGACUGUUCUAGAAGAUCUUUGAGUGCCAGUGCAUUUUUUUCUCUUAUGCAUUUAUUUUUUUAUUAUAGCAUAAAGCAUUCAUCUUCAGUGCUGCAAUUGCAAGUGAUGCAAACCAGCAUCACCCAUUAGAAUGAAUGAUAUUUGUAAAUGUUAACGUGUGUACUGUAAAAAAAUAUGUAUAAGAACAUCACUUAAAGCCAUAGAACCCAAGUCAAAAUGGCCAUAUUUUCAUUAUUCCACUAUGAUGGCUUGCCUGAAGACGCUCUUAAAAUAGAUUUCAAAAAUUAAGUCGUAUAGAAAAUAUAUUUAAUAUAUUGUGGAGAUUUAAAGAUAGAUAUUACAUGUGUUUCACAUUUUUAAUUGUCCGUGACUGAAAUGCAAAAUCAACAAUUUCCAAGUAGCCUUGCCGUGUGAGGAGUUGACGUUUUCAUUUUAGCUUAUUACCUGCGUCGCGCAUUUCACAAAAAACAAUAUCAUUUGUGUCUCGAGGGAAACAUUUUAUUCAACUGGGCAUUGAUUUCGAGCUUUUGUGGGGGUGGGGGGUUGGAGACCUAGAUGACGUAAUAUAAGUGCAGCUAUAAAAGUAUUGAUCCUGUUGGCUGCGGAAAUGUUUGAUUCAUCAAGUCUUUUUGUAUGUGAAAUUAUAGUAUGCAGCUUUUGCUUAAUGUGUGACUUGCUCAUACUUCUGUUGCUCGAUGAUGUUUUUUUUCCCGUUGUUGUUCAAAAUCCAGCAGAAUAAA